AUGUCGGUAAAAGAUAGGACUUCCGAAUUUCACGCUGCUGUGGAAUCGAUCCGUUCAAGGUCUUCAAAUGGUCAUGGUGGCUUUCAGGCAAGGCACAAUUUGGAACAUCGUCGACCUUUGCUAGGCGGUAAUAAUACCGGAGGCAAGCUUAUUAAUGGUUCGAAUGGGUUAAAUAAAGGUGAAUUCACAAGAAUGGCUGGUGCAAUUGGGAAAGAUAUUAAUAUCACGGCAGCAAAGUUACAGAAAUUGACGAAAUUGGCUAAAAGGAAAACUUUAUUUGAUGAUCGACCUGUUGAAAUUAGCGAAUUGACUUAUAUAAUCAAACAAGACAUUGCAAAAAUAAAUAAGCAAAUAGCCCUUCUUCAGCAAUAUGUUCGCGAUCAUAAAAAGAAUAACAAACAGGCUGAUGAACAUUCUUCAAAUGUGGUUGUCAUGUUGCAAUCAAAAUUAGCUAAUACUAGUAUGGGUUUUAAAGAUGUGCUUGAAAUUCGGACUCAGAAUAUGAAAGAGAGCAAAGAUAGAAGGGAGCAGUUUAUGUUUUCAAGUAGUCAACAUGCUAAUAUUCCAGCAGCCAAUUCACCGCUAUACAACACGCAGAGGCGUAAUGAGCAUCAAAAUACGGAUUUUCUUGCUCUUGACAUGUCGUCGGGUCAUGUUCAGCAACAGCAAUUGCAGUUUAUUGAGCAACAGGAUAAUUAUAUUGAAAGCCGUGCAACUGCUAUCGAAUCAAUUGAAUCUACUAUAGCUGAGCUUGGUAACAUUUUCCAACAACUAGCACAAAUGGUAGCAGAACAACGAGAGACAGUUCAAAGAAUUGAUGCAAAUACUGAUGACAUCCAAACACAUGUAGAAGGAGCACAAAAAGAGUUGCUUAAAUAUUAUGCAAGCAUAUCUUCAAACCGCUGGCUUAUGGUUAAGAUAUUUGCAGUGAUAAUAUUCUUUUUCUUGAUCUUUAUUCUCGUUACUUGA
This is a messenger RNA of Cetraspora pellucida, 969 nucleotides long. Lineage: Eukaryota; Fungi; Glomeromycota; Glomeromycetes; Diversisporales; Gigasporaceae. The record is from the annotation of a GenBank genome assembly.